Capsaspora owczarzaki ATCC 30864 is the source of this 1663-nucleotide messenger RNA. RefSeq lists its product as hypothetical. Gene Ontology annotation, cellular component: nucleus; cytoplasm. Gene Ontology annotation, molecular function: protein binding. Gene Ontology annotation, biological process: regulation of barbed-end actin filament capping. Lineage: Eukaryota; Filasterea; Ministeriida; Capsasporidae. Bases 173 to 1462 code for a protein of 429 amino acids. The record is from RefSeq and is a predicted model, not a curated record. The transcript has a single exon.
AAUGUCAGUAUGACUUGUUGGACACUGUUCAUCCGAUCUGAUCCUGCUGCAUUGCAGUCCACAAAUUCAAUCCGCCUCCACACAUCAAACAAAGCAUCCAAUCUUAUCUUGCUGUACGCAGCCAGUUAGCAAUACACCAAUACGAGCAGCAAUCAAACCCACCACCAACAAAAUGUCGCUCAUCCAAGCAGUGCAGGCUGGCGAUACUGCGCGCAUCGAGGCGCUACUAUUGCAGGCUGGGUUGACUGGAGGAGCGGCAGCAGGAGCAGGAGCAGUUGAAGUGAUGACGGUCGCAGCAGCAGCAGCCCCCACCACUACCACUACCACUACCACUACCACAACCACGACCACAAGUCCAAGCACUGCGUCUGCUGCUGACAUGCUCGGCGCAACGGACGCGACCGGUCGCACGCCGCUCAUGCUCGCGGCAGUCGGGCGCGCUGUUGCCGGGUCCCCGCUGGCAGCCGCUCAAGGGCAGCACGACGCUCGCGUCCUGACACUCAUCCUCAGGGCGCACCAGGCCAUCACGGACCAGCAGCAACAACAACCACAAGAAAGCUCUGCCAAUAGCAGCAAAAAGUGCCCGGACUACCUGCGAAGGAGAUCGCGCAACGGCUGGUCGGCGCUGCUCUGGGCGUGCAAGACGGGCACGCUCCCAUCCGUGCAGGCGCUGCUGGACGCAGGCGCAAAUCCAUGCGACAAGAGCACGGAACCGCCACAAAUUAGCGCGGUGGCAUUGGCGUGCGAGGCGGGUGCGCGCGAGACCGUUCAGUUGCUGCUCGCGCGAGGCGCCCGGACUGCGCUGCUCGGAUCGCCGGAUGUUGGUGCAUGGGCUGUCAUGCACGCCAUCAAGCACGGAUGGAUUGACGAUGCGCUCGAGUGGGUUGCCGCGGGAGCCAACCCGCGAGGCGUAUUUGCAAAGCGACAGACAUUGCUCCACUUGGCCGUUCAGCACAACCAGAUGAGGCUCGUCGCCGCAUUGAUUGCCAAGGGGGCAAACGUCAACUUGCUCGACCAGUACAACAUGUCUCCGCUCCUUGUCGCCGUUCAUUCGAGCGCCAGCAACGAAAUUCUCGCCGAAUUGAUCCGGGCAGGCUCGCGGCUGCACGACAUUCACUAUACACUCGACAACCAGUCACCGCUGGGUUACUUUGCGGGCCAGCGAGGCGAGGCGGCACUGGCUGCGCUCAAAAGUCUCUUGCAGCACGUCCGCAAGGAGCAAAUUCAGGCCAUGGACCACAAGCCAUUAUUUCGCGCGCUCAGCAUUGGUUCCUCCGACGCGGUCGAGCUGCUGCUCAAGGCGGGCGCCAAUCCCAAUCUCGGGGCGCCUUCCGGAGAGUCGCCGUUAAUGUUUGCCGUGAGUCUCUCGACUGCAGCACUUCCGCCGUCCCCCGACGCGCUGCGCUGCGUGCAGCUGUUGCUAGCUCACGGCGCCUGUUCGGAUGAUACUCGAGCGUCGUAGCAGUGAUGCACGGGAGCAUUUUGAGAAUGAAAGUGUCCGCUGCUGGUUCAGCGAGAAGCUUUUUUUUUUUCAAGCCAUUUUUCAGAACUUUUUUUCUUUAUCAGUUCAGUCCACCAGAAAGGGCCUUCUCCAAAACCGACUCGCCCUCCUGUGAGAGUACAAGUCAAUGAAUUGGAGACUAAUUUAUUUCGAUGCCAGGCG